AUGAGGAACCACAGUGUCAUCUCCGAGUUCACCCUCUUUGGGCUGUCUGCCGACCCCCAGAUCCAGGCUCUGCUCUUUGUGCUGUUCCUUGUUGUUUACCUCCUGACCCUCACGGGGAACCUGCUGCUGCUGCUGGUGAUCAGGAUUAACUCCCAUCUUCACAUCCCCAUGUACUUUUUCCUGGGACAGUUGUCCUUCCUGGAUCUCUGCCACUCCUCUGUCACUGUGCCCAAGCUGUUGGAGAAUCUCCUGUCUGAGAAGAAAACAAUCUCAGUAGAGGGCUGCCUGGCUCAGGUCUUCCUUCUGUUUGCCACCGGAGGCACUGAAUCCUGCCUACUCACCGUGAUGGCCUAUGACCGCUACGUUGCCAUCAGCUCUCCUCUGCUCUACGGCAAGGUGAUGAACAGACAGCUGUGUAUGGGGCUGGUGUGGGGCUCCUGGGGCUUGGCUUUUCUGGACGCUCUCAUCAAUAUCCUUGUAGCUCUCCAAUUAGACUUCUGUGAGGCUCAGAAUAUCCACCACUUCUGCUGUGAGCUGCCCUCUCUCUAUCCUUUGUCCUGCUCUGACGUGACUGCAAGUUUUAUUGUCCUGCUCUGCUCUAGCCUCCUGCAUUUCUUUGGAAAUUUUCUCUUGAUAUUUUUCUCCUAUGUUCGCAUUUUGUCCACCAUCCUGAGCAUCAGCUCCACCACAGGCAGAAGCAAGGCCUUCUCCACCUGCUCCUCCCACCUCACUGCAGUGAUCUUCUUUUAUGGCUCAGGAUUUCUCCGCUAUCUCAUGCCAAAUUCAGAAUCCACGCAGGAGUUAAUCUUCUCUGUGCAGUACAGUGUGGUCACCCCCAUGCUGAAUCCCCUAAUCUAUAGCCUGAAGAACAAGGAGGUGAAGGCAGCCGUGAGAAGCAUGUUGAAAAAAUGUUUCUAGUGUUUCAAGUAAUAGACUACAGCAUCAGAAUGAUGAGGCCCCUGGGUCGAAUUGCAAUAAGUAGUGCCUGGGUAUUAAGGAGAAUUCUCUGAUGUCAGGAUCUGCAAGAUACCUUACAGCUUUUCUUAAAAAUACUUAAGCAGAGGUGGAGUUAAUUUUCUUGGAAUGAUACCUAGUCAGAGGAAGGUGGGUGGAUAAACCUCUUGUCUAGCAAUUUUUCUUACAAAAAUGUUUAAUUUAUUACACACAGUAUGGUAGACGUCGUUAUUACCCUCUGUCAAUCUUUGCCAUCCUUCUAGCAGCUAAACUCCACUU
Molecule: messenger RNA, 1233 nt
Organism: Miniopterus natalensis
Lineage: Eukaryota; Metazoa; Chordata; Mammalia; Chiroptera; Miniopteridae
Source: RefSeq, a predicted model, not a curated record